AUGGCUCAGAUCUUGCUCCACGGCACGCUCCACGCCACCAUCUUCGAGGCCGAGUCGCUCUCCAACCCGCACCGCGCCAGCGGCGGCGCCCCCAAGUUCAUCCGCAAGCUUGUGGAAGGGAUUGAGGAUACCGUGGGUGUCGGCAAGGGCAGCACCAAGAUAUAUGCCACCAUUGAUCUGGAGAAGGCCCGCGUCGGGCGUACACGUAUGAUCUCCAACGAGCCCAUCAAUCCUCGUUGGUACGAGUCCUUCCACAUCUACUGCGCGCACAUGGCUGCCGACGUCAUCUUCACCGUCAAGAUCGACAACCCCAUUGGGGCGUCGCUCAUCGGGAGGGCGUACUUGCCUGUCACGGACCUCCUGGACGGAGAGGAGAUCGACAAGUGGCUUGAAAUCUGUGAUGAGAACCGCAAGCCUAUUGGAGACAGCAAGAUCCAUGUGAAGCUUCAGUACUUUGAUGUUUUCAAGGACCGCAAUUGGGCGAGGGGUGUCCGGAGCACCAAGUACCCUGGUGUUCCUUACACCUUCUUCUCGCAGAGACAGGGUUGUAAGGUUACCCUGUACCAGGACGCUCAUGUCCCGGACAACUUCGUUCCCAGGAUCCCGCUUGCUGAUGGCAAGAACUAUGAGCCACACAGGUGCUGGGAGGAUAUCUUUGAUGCCAUAAGCAAGGCCCAGCAUUUGAUUUACAUCACUGGCUGGUCCGUGUACACCGAGAUCACCUUGGUUAGGGACACCAACAGGCCGAAACCUGGUGGUGAUGUUACUCUUGGGGAGUUGCUCAAGAGGAAGGCCAGUGAAGGUGUCCGGGUCCUUAUGCUAGUGUGGGAUGAUAGGACUUCAGUCGGCCUGCUUAAGAAGGAUGGCUUGAUGGCUACCCAUGAUGAGGAGACUGCAAAUUACUUCCAUGGCACGGACGUCAACUGUGUUCUGUGCCCUCGCAACCCUGAUGAUUCUGGCAGCUUUGUUCAGGAUCUGCAGAUAUCAACUAUGUUCACACACCAUCAGAAGAUAGUAGUGGUUGACCAUGAGCUGCCAAACCAGGGCUCCCAGCAAAGGAGGAUAGUCAGCUUCAUUGGUGGCAUUGACCUUUGUGAUGGAAGAUAUGAUACCCAGUACCACUCCUUGUUUAGGACACUUGACACCGUCCAUCAUGAUGACUUCCACCAGCCAAACUUUGAGGGUGGAUCAAUCAAGAAAGGUGGUCCAAGAGAGCCAUGGCAUGAUAUUCAUUCACGGCUGGAAGGGCCAAUUGCUUGGGAUGUUCUUUACAACUUUGAGCAGAGAUGGAGGAAGCAGGGUGGUAAGGACCUCCUUGUACGUCUCAGGGAUCUUUCUGACAUUAUUAUUCCCCCUUCUCCUGUGAUGUUCCCGGAGGACAAAGAAACAUGGAAUGUUCAGCUCUUCAGAUCCAUUGAUGGUGGUGCUGCUUUUGGCUUCCCUGAGACUCCUGAGGAAGCUGCAAGAGCUGGGCUUGUGAGUGGAAAGGAUCAAAUCAUCGACCGGAGUAUCCAGGAUGCAUACAUAAAUGCCAUCCGGAGGGCGAAGAAUUUCAUCUACAUUGAGAAUCAGUACUUCCUUGGAAGUUCAUAUGGCUGGAAGCCCGAAGGCAUCAAGCCAGAAGAAAUUGGUGCUCUUCACUUGAUUCCGAAGGAGCUCUCAUUGAAGAUUGUCAGCAAGAUUGAAGCUGGGGAACGGUUUACUGUUUAUGUUGUGGUGCCAAUGUGGCCUGAGGGUGUUCCAGAAAGUGCUUCUGUUCAGGCAAUCCUUGACUGGCAAAGGAGAACAAUGGAGAUGAUGUACACUGACAUCACACAAGCUCUCCAAGCCAAGGGAAUCGAAGCAAACCCCAAGGAAUAUCUGACUUUCUUCUGCUUAGGUAACCGCGAGGUGAAGCAGGAGGGAGAAUAUGAACCCGAGGAACACCCAGAACCUGACACUGAUUACAUCCGGGCUCAAGAGGCUAGGAGGUUUAUGAUCUAUGUUCAUACCAAAAUGAUGAUAGUGGAUGACGAGUACAUCAUCAUUGGGUCUGCCAACAUCAACCAGAGGUCCAUGGACGGUGCCAGGGACUCUGAAAUCGCCAUGGGCGCGUACCAGCCAUACCACCUGGCGACCAGGCAGCCUGCCCGUGGCCAGAUCCACGGCUUUCGGAUGUCUCUGUGGUACGAGCACCUGGGAAUGCUGGAUGAUGUCUUCCAGCGCCCCGAGAGCGUGGAGUGUGUGCAGAAGGUGAAUAGGAUUGCCGAGAAGUAUUGGGAUCUGUACUCGAGCGAUGACCUGGAGCAGGAUCUCCCAGGCCACCUCCUCAGCUACCCGAUCGGUGUCACUGGUGACGGCACUGUUACUGAGCUGCCAGGGAUGGAGAACUUCCCUGACACCCGUGCCCGCGUCCUCGGCAACAAGUCGGAUUACCUCCCGCCCAUCCUCACCACAUAG
This is a messenger RNA of Miscanthus lutarioriparius, 2439 nucleotides long. The record is from the annotation of a GenBank genome assembly. NCBI's taxonomy places the organism in Eukaryota, Viridiplantae, Streptophyta, Magnoliopsida, Poales, Poaceae.